Ustilago hordei is the source of this 4521-nucleotide messenger RNA. RefSeq lists its product as uncharacterized. Gene Ontology annotation, biological process: phospholipid translocation. The transcript has a single exon. Lineage: Eukaryota; Fungi; Basidiomycota; Ustilaginomycetes; Ustilaginales; Ustilaginaceae. Gene Ontology annotation, molecular function: ATP hydrolysis activity; magnesium ion binding; ATPase-coupled intramembrane lipid carrier activity. The coding region runs from base 1 to 4521 and encodes 1506 amino acids. The record is from RefSeq and is a predicted model, not a curated record. Gene Ontology annotation, cellular component: plasma membrane.
AUGUUUGGCAAGUCGGCAUCCAAGAAGAUUCCCUCUAAAGCUGACUCUUCGGCAAAACCAGGCAAGCUUGCAGCCUUGCGCGCCAAGUUCCAAAACUUCAGUCUUGAUCCGGAUACCGUAUUCAAAAAGAAGAGACCACCACCGGCUCCUCGCUCCGUCUACUUCAAUGAGCCCCUUCCACAAGAGGCCUUUGAUGCAAAGGGGCAUCCCCAAUACCCCUACCUCUUCGCCAGCAACCAAGUCUUGACCGCCAAAUAUACCAUCUACAACUUUGUCUUCAAGAACUUGCUUGAACAGUUCCGUCGUGUUGCCAACCUCUUCUUUUUGCUUAUCGUUAUUCUUCAGUUCUUCCCUCAAUUCACUACAAUCAACCCAGGCGUCUCCAUGCUGCCCUUGCUUGCCGUUUUGGCCAUCACCAUGGCCAAGGACGGCUACGAGGACAUCAAGCGUCAUCAAUCCGAUCGUCACAUCAACCGUCUCAGGGUCAAGACACUUACAGGUGGUGGCUGGCAAAAUCCCAAUGUGAUGGAAGCCAAGGCUAGAAGCUUCUCUGCCCUUUUCCGCUCGGUCAAGUCCAAGUUCCUCGGCGGCAAGAAGAAGCAGUCCGCUCAGCUCCAGCAGCAGAUGGCUGUCAAGGCCGAAGCAGCUGCUGAGGAAGGUCAUGCCCACCAUCCCACCUCACCCAUGUCUCCUCCUGCCGAUGCUCCUGGCGGAGGAGGCACCACCGAUGCAGCUGCCAAUCUCCCUGUCCCAGGCCAAGCCAAUCUGCCCGGCCGCGUUUCGCAUCAGCUUCCUCGACGCAGCACCACACGCCACAGUCAAUUCGAAUCUGAGUACGAGCAACUUGACGACGGUCGCAUCAAGCACCAGGGUCGCAUUCUCAAUGCAGACGAAGAAAACGUCUUCUUCCAGAAGAAGCCACCGUGCUGGAAGCAAAAGAUCUGGGAGGACCUAGCCGUCGGCGAUUUCGUCUACCUCGCUAACAACGAGGCCAUCCCUGCGGACAUCAUCAUUUGCGCUACCAGUGAGGAAGAAGACAGCUGUUUCAUCGAGACCAAGAAUCUCGACGGUGAGACCAACCUCAAGGCCCGUCACGCCGUUCCCGAGCUCACUUGCCUACGCACACCCGAAGACUGUGCUCGAGCCUCGCUCCGCAUCGAUGCCGAACCUCAGGACACCAACAUGUACCGUCUCAACGCCAGUGUCGUUCUCAACGAUCGUUUCGACAAGAACGGCGAUCCACUUCAGUGUCCCGUCACCCUCAACCAGAUCUUGCUCCGUGGAUGCAACAUCCGCAAUACCAAGUGGAUUGUCGGAGUCGUACUCAUGACCGGUUGGGACACCAAGAUCAUCGCCAACUCUGGUGUCACACCAAGCAAGCGUUCCAUGGUUGAAAAGCAGAUGAAUCCAAUGGUUUACUUCAACCUGGUCGUUCUUGCUUGCGUUUCCGUGGCUUGUGCCAUUGCCGACUCGUUGCUAGAGCAGUACUACUUUGACCGUACCGCUUACUGGCAGUAUGGAGCCGUUCACAGCGACGACAAUCCGCGUAUCAACGGUCUCGUCGCAUUUGCCAACUCGCUCAUCACCUUCCAGAACAUCGUUCCUAUCUCGCUCUACAUCUCCUUCGAGUUCGUCCGUCUCGCUCAAGCCUACUUCAUUUACGACGACUACGACAUCUGGUACCAGAAGACUAAUCGCCGCACCACUGCCAAGUCAUGGAACUUGUCCGACGACCUCGGUCAGAUCGAGUACAUCUUCAGUGACAAGACCGGUACUUUGACGCAGAACGUUAUGAUCUUCCGCGAAUGUGCAGUCUCAGGCAUUAUCUAUCACGGUGAAGCCUCGUCGCCUCAAGUUGGCACUUCCGACAGCACAGCGACGCAGUUACCCGCCGAGGAGGACGGCUACUCGAGCAACGAUGGAUCUGCUGGAUCUCGCACCGGAUCCUAUCAUGGACAUAGCUCUAGCAAGGUCCGCGUCAAGCCCGUCAACCCGGAUGUUCCACCAUUCAGCGACCAGAGUCUCUCUGAGGCUUUGCGCGACACUGACUCGGAGCAUAACAGGCACCUCACCAACUUCUUCCGCUGUCUUGCCCUCUGCCACACUGUGCUUGUCGAGAAUCUCGAGGAGGGCUGUAUCGAAUACCAGGCCCAGAGUCCCGAUGAGCAAGCCCUUGUACAGGCCGCUGCCGAUGCUGGCUUCAUCUUCCUCGGAAAAGAACGUCAAACGCUCCGCAUCCUUACACCUUUCUCGAAGGAGCCUGAGGUUUACGAGCUCCUCACGGUCAACGAGUUCUCGUCUGCACGCAAGAGGAUGAGUGUUAUCGUACGUCGCGAAUCCGAUGGACAAGUGCUCAUGCUUGCUAAGGGUGCCGAUAGCAUCAUGUUUGAGCGCGCCCGAGCUGGUCAGGAGGAGAUCAAGGAACAGACCGAUGCUGCUUUGGAAGAGUUCGCCAACAAGGGUCUCCGAACGCUUUGUCUCGGUGGUAAAGAGCUCACCCACGAGUACUACGAGGACUGGUCGCAUCACUUCCACAACGCCUCGGUUUCCAUUCAGGAUCGUGAGGAGAAGAUGGAAGAGCUGGCUGGCGAGCUCGAACGCGAUUUCGACCUGUACGGCGCUACUGCCAUCGAGGACAAGCUGCAAGACGGUGUCCCCGAGACCAUCGCUGAUCUCAAGCGCGCCGGCAUCAACGUCUGGGUUGCUACAGGUGAUAAGCUCGAGACUGCGAUUGCUAUUGGAUACUCGACUAUGCUCUUGACCGAGGACAUGAACCUCGUUGUCGUGCGUGGAGGUGAAUACGGUCAGCCCAACUCAGCCUACGAGCAGCUUCGAAAGGCCGUCGUCCGCUUCUUUGGCGGACCCGAAGUCCUCAGGGAGAUGGAUCACCAGCCUCCCGGUGGCGAGUCUGAGAGCCGUCGUUCUUCCUUAAUGUCGCGCAGGCCUUCUCUCAACAGGAAUCGCCGCAGCAGUGUUAGUCAGGUCUCACUUGUCGGCGAGGACAAUGGACAGCGCACAGGAGGUUUCGCACUUGUCAUCGACGGUACAGCACUCGGACAUGCGCUCAGCGAAGAAUUCAGCAAGGACUUGCUGCUUCGUAUUUCUACGCAGUGCAAGGCUGUCAUUUGUUGUCGUGUAUCCCCAUUGCAGAAGGCUCUCAUCGUUCAACUCAUCAAGGAUGGUCUCGGAGUCAUGACCUUGGCCAUUGGUGACGGUGCCAAUGACGUCAGUAUGAUUCAAGCAGCCCACGUCGGUGUUGGUAUUGCUGGUGAGGAAGGUCUUCAAGCUGUCAACUCGUCCGAUUACGCCAUUGCCCAGUUCCGCUUCCUCAAGAGGUUGGUGCUCGUCCACGGACACUGGUCGUACUACCGCAAUUCCGUCAUGAUCACCAACUUCUUCUACAAGCAGUUCAUCCAGGUCGGCACGCUCUUCUGGUUCCAGAUCUACUGUGCUUGGUCUACCACACAGGCCAUCGACUACGUCUACAUCUUGCUCUGGAACGCCGUUUGGACCGUACUUGCGGUCAUCUUUGUCGGUAUCUUUGAUCGCAACAUCAACGACAAGGUGCUCAUGCAAGUACCUGAGCUCUAUCACCAGUCGCGCAAGGGCGCUUAUUUCGGUCUCAAGCCAUUUAUCGUCUACUUCUUAGACGGCAUUUACCAAUCGGUGAUACUGUUCUUCUUCUUUGCCUACACUUACAACACGACGACGCCACGCAGUGAUGGAUACGACAUCAACUUGUACGAGUGGACGACGGGAAUGGCGAUCGCCUCGGUGUUUGUUGCUAACUUGUUCGUCGGACUCAACACGCGCGCUUGGAACUGGUUCAUCGUUGUGGGUAUCUGGGCAGGCACGGUUGUCAUGUUCUGCUUUGCACCCAUCUACGCUGCAUUCUCUUCGACCUACUCGUACGGCAACAACUCAUUCCUCUACCCUUCGAUCCAAUUCUGGGUUCUCGGUUUCCUCACUUGCUUCUUGUGUCUCUUGCCACGCUUGUUGGCCAAGUGCUUCCGCCAGUCGUACUACCCAACGGAUGUCGACAUCCUGCGAUACGUCGACAAGCAGGACAACGACCACGACUUUACUCGUGACCCUGCCAUUCCUCACGCACAUGAUGAUGGCACGUAUGCCGACACCAGCGUUGGCCGCACGAGCAUGACACAUCACACCUUUGCGCCGCUCGUACGUGCAGCCACCUCGCAGUCUCGUCUGGAGAACAAUGCCAACACAUCUGCAUCAGCGGGCGGUGUGCAGAUGCACGAGCUCGGUCGAACCGCUUCUCGUGCCAGCAGCACACAUUACGACAUGCUUACAGGCGAGGCAAGACCCAACCGUGGCUACACCUACUCGUCGGACGAGCCCGCAGCUGGCAAGAAGAAGACGGUCAAGGACCGUCUCGUGCCUGACUUGUUCAAAAAGAGCUUGCGCAAGAAGGAACAGCGUAAGCGUUUGACGAUGGUCAACCAGGAAGAGGACGAGGCGGUUGACGAGCACGGUGUGCACGGCGCCACUAUAUCAUAA